Messenger RNA from Peromyscus eremicus (cactus mouse), 3829 nucleotides. RefSeq names its product solute carrier family 28 member 1 (gene Slc28a1). Gene Ontology annotation, cellular component: membrane. Gene Ontology annotation, molecular function: pyrimidine- and adenosine-specific:sodium symporter activity. The transcript has 22 exons. NCBI's taxonomy places the organism in Eukaryota, Metazoa, Chordata, Mammalia, Rodentia, Cricetidae. Gene Ontology annotation, biological process: uridine transmembrane transport; nucleoside transmembrane transport; pyrimidine nucleobase transport. Bases 1118 to 3061 code for a protein of 647 amino acids. The record is from RefSeq and is a predicted model, not a curated record.
UCCCUCCCUGUGUGGAGCGUGUGAGGGCGAGCCAAGCCAGACAGAAAGAACAGCACGAUCAAGGAGUAGCCAUUCCAAAGCUCCAGCCAAUUAGAUAUUUGCCAACAGUGAUCGCUGGACUGAGUCAAUUCUCCCUGGCUGACGGCAUUGACCCCUGCUGGGUGCGGGGCCAGGUGUCCUUCCUCUAACCAGUCCUGCACUGUGACUGAGGUCUGUGAGUGGCAGACCCAUCCUUUCACUCGGUGUUGGACAGUGACCAUGGACAUCUGACUGCCAGGUGAGAAGAAGGGCUCCUUGCCAGCUCUUUGACUAAGAAGUUUCCUGAAACAGGAAGUAGCUCCUAAGAGAGCUAAAUCAACUAGGGGGCCUGUCUUCAAGGAGCAGCAUGGGGCUGGGGGUGUUGAUGCACCAACAGUUUCUUCUCGGCCAUUGGGAUCACAGAUGUACGCAUUCAUACGAUCUUCUCUGAACCGUCCCAGGACCGGCACCCUGCUUACCCAUCUUGUGCCUCCCUCAGCUGGCCUGGUGGGUUUCAGAAGAUGAGUGCUGAUCCCCUGAGGAGAGGAGGCUGAGACACAGUGUGAAAACAAAUCACCAGCGUGGCUGACAGGAAGAGGAGCAGGGAGGGCUGGGACAACCAAGGUGACUUCCUGGAGGAGGCGGCCAGAAGCAAGGCCGAGAAGAGCUGUGGCCCUGAGCUCUGAGGAAGCCCAACCUACUCCAGCUCUGGACUCUGCCCAGGGAUUUCCACAGAAGUGAACAGGCCAAAGCCCAAGCAGCUGUGUGUGCCCAGGCAGCGGGCAGUCCCUGGCCCUCGAGGCGCGCUGUGUGCCUGUGUGUGCCCAGGCAGCGGGCAGUCCCUGGCCCUCGAGGCGUGCUGUGGGCCUGUGUGUGCCCAGGCAGCAGGCAGUCCCUGGCCCUCGAAGCGUGCUGCACAAGCUUCACUCCUUGCGAAGCGAUGGACAGUGGCCUUUUCUGAACAGUGGCCGUACCAAGUGCAGACAUCACUCCUGCUUUUCCUUCCUGGUGAAGACGGGACAGCUCACUGCUUCUCCAGGAAUACCCGGAGCUUGCAAGGACUUGUCUCUCAGAGGAUCUGAACUGAAAAGCCUGGCACAUGGCAGACGACACGCGGAGGCAAAGAGAGUCCGUCUCUCUCACACCUGUGGCCCACGGCCUGGAGAACAUGGGGGCUGAGUUCUUGGAAAGCAUGGAGGAAGGCCAGCUCCCGGGUGGUAACUCAAGCCAGUCGACUGAGGGCAGAGGCAGCUGGAGCAAAGCAGAGACGAAGCCCAGAUGGAGGAGCCUGCAGCUGACCGUGCGGAUGACAAGCUUCUUCAGGGAGCACAAGCAGCUGUCUGAAUGGAUCCUCACAGGCCUGCUCUGUACGGCUUACAUUGCCUUCCUGAUCACCGCCUGCCUGCUGGACUUCCAGAGGGCCCUGGCGCUGCUGGUCAUCACCUGUGUGGUUCUCGUCUUCCUGACCUACGGUCUGCUGAAGAGGCUUCUGGGGCCCAGGCUGAGGAAGUGUGGGAAGUUUCAAGGCCAUUCUCGCCUGAGCCUCUGGCUGAAAAGAGGUCUAGCCCUUGCUGCUGCCCUAGGCCUGAUCUUGUGGCUAUCUCUGGACACCUCCCAGCGGCCUGAACAGCUGGUGUCCUUUGCGGGGAUCUGUGUGUUCCUCGCUCUUCUCUUCGCUGGCUCCAAGCAUCACCGUGCUGUGUCAUGGCGGACUGUGUCCUGGGGCCUUGGGCUGCAGUUUGUGCUGGGUCUCUUUGUCAUCAGAACAGAACCAGGAUUUGUUGCGUUCCAGUGGCUCGGUGAUCAGAUCCAGGUCUUCCUGAGCUACACCGUGGCCGGCUCCAGCUUUGUCUUCGGGGACGCUCUGGUCAAGGAUGUCUUUGCCUUUCAGGUUUUGCCCAUCAUAGUUUUCUUCAGCUGUGUUAUGUCGGUUCUGUACUAUCUGGGCCUCAUGCAGUGGGUGAUCCUGAAGAUUGCCUGGCUGAUGCAGGUCACCAUGGGCACCUCAGCCACCGAGACCCUGAGUGUGGCCGGAAACAUCUUUGUGAGCCAGACCGAAGCUCCUCUGCUGAUCCGGCCCUACCUGGCAGACAUGACACUCUCUGAAGUUCACGUUGUCAUGACUGGAGGCUAUGCCACCAUUGCUGGCAGCCUCCUGGGCGCCUACAUCUCCUUUGGGAUUGACGCUGCCUCCUUAAUUGCUGCCUCCGUCAUGGCGGCCCCGUGCGCUUUGGCCCUCUCCAAGCUGGUCUACCCAGAGGUGGAGGAGUCCAAGUUCCGGAGUGAGGAAGGAGUGAAGCUGAGUUAUGGAGACGCUCAGAACCUUGUGGAAGCAGCCAGCGCUGGGGCUGCCAUCUCAGUGAAGGUCGUUGCCAACAUUGCUGCCAAUCUGAUCGCCUUCCUGGCUGUCCUGGCCUUCAUCAACGCCGCCCUCUCCUGGCUGGGGGACAUGGUGGAUAUCCGGGGACUCAGUUUCCAGCUCAUCUGCUCCUACAUCCUGAGGCCUGUGGCCUUCUUGAUGGGCGUGGCCUGGGAGGACUGUCCGGUGGUGGCUGAGCUGCUGGGCAUCAAGCUGUUUCUGAAUGAGUUUGUGGCCUAUCAAGAGCUCUCCCAGUACAAGCAGAGACGCCUGGCGGGGGCUGAGGAGUGGCUAGGUGGCAAGAAACAGUGGAUCUCGGUCAGAGCAGAAAUCCUGACGACAUAUGCCCUCUGUGGAUUCGCCAACUUCAGCUCCAUCGGCAUCAUGCUGGGAGGCCUGACUUCCCUGGUCCCCCAUCGGAGGAGUGACUUCUCCCAGAUUGUGCUCCGGGCGCUGAUCACCGGGGCCUUCGUGUCCCUGAUGAACGCCUGUGUGGCAGGGGUCCUCUACGUGCCCAGGGGCAUCCAGGUGGACUGUGUGUCCCUUCUGAAUCAGACCCUCAGCAGCAGCAGCUUUGAGGUGUACCAGUGCUGUGGCCAGGUCUUCCAGAACACCAGCCUGGAGUUCAGCCCGGAGGCACUGGACAACUGCUGUCGAUUUUACAAUCAUACAAUCUGCACAUAACUGGAACUGAACAUCUUCCUGCCCUCAGGAGUCAUUCACCCCAGAAGGUGUCUGUCCUCAAGGAGGCCACGGGACGUAUCACUACUUCCAUUCUACCUUCAGGAAAGGGUGCCACAGUGAAUGGAGACUUCAGUAAAUGAAAACACCUCCCACCCCUGGUCACAUCACUGCUCCCCCAUGUCCUACCUCUUCAAGUGAGAGUUCCCAGCGUCUCCUCUGCUCCCUGCUCCAGGCUAAUAUUCUGGUCCUCUCUACUCCUCUUUCCUUAGGAUCCUCAUGUGUACCUGCCCCAAACUACCUCCCUGCUCCCUUCCAAGCAUCAGAUUUGCUGGGGUUCUCCCCCAGAAGCUGCCUCUAGAGACACCUACCUUCACUCAGUCCCCAGAGUGCUUUCCAAACUGGUGUCCUGCAGGACAACAUCUCAGUAGGCUCGAUGUUCUGAUCGGCCCAUGGCUCACUAAGUUUGGAGCACUGAGCUAAAUAAAGUUAGACAGGGUUUGUUUGGUUAGGUUUUGAGAUGGGGCCUCAUGGAGCUCAUUCUGUAGCUUAGGAUGACUCCUGAUCUUCCUGCAUCACUUCCUGAGUGCCUGGAGUACAGGUGUGCCCAUCACAUCUGGCCCAGAAGAACUUGUUCUUUGGGCUGUCAAGAGAUUUCAGCGGGUAAAGGCAUCUGCUGCUAAGUUAGAUGACCUGAUUCUGAUCCCUGAGACCCCCCCCCCCCCACACACACACAUAGUGAAAGGAAAGAAGGACUUCUGCAUGUUAUCC